AGCGCACGGCUGACCACGUGCAUACCCUGGCCGGCGCGUGGCCCCAGCACCACGCUGCACACCAGCUUGUGGCGCGGGGGGCUGAUCUCGCGCAGGCGCACACGCACCAGCUCGCACAGCUCCUGAGUCAGAGGCCCGGCCUCUGCGCCCGAGUAGCAAGCAUUGCACAGCCUCGUCUCCAGCGCUGCCUCCAGCGCGCGCUGUAAACGUGAGGCCUCCCAGUGCUCCCCUGGCGCCGGCUCUGUGCGGUAGGAGGGCGCCACCCGACGCAGGGGCACUAAGGGCAACCCGGAGAAGCUAACCCGUGAACCGAGAAGAGGAACUGGGCCCAGUGAUGGUCGACGACCCCCAGGACCCGCGCCUGGUGCGGCCAUCGAGUUGCGGCGUGAGAAGGACAAGGCUGGGCCCAGCACAGAACCACGGCGGGAGGCCGGGCCUGGACCUGCUUGUCGGGCCUCUUCAAUACCAGGGAGGUGGCCUGAAGGCCUCACCGGUGAUAGUUUCAGCCCGGGCUCUUUGGCAGUAUCCUCUUCCUGGCAUCCGGGGGGCACAGUCCUGCCAGCCAUGGACCUGCUGGCUGGAAGACCCACACUUCGAUGGGAUGGCCUAAUUGGCCAUCUUUGCACCCCAUCCAGUCUUUUACUCUGUAAUAAGGGUUUUUACCCUGUAACCCCUUCUUACCUGUGUUUUUGGGACAGGUGAAUCAAAUUGUCCCCAGCUUCAUGGAUUCCUAGGUGCUUAGAGUCUUAAGAGCUGUUAGGGACAUAAGCGAUGCUGCUCAGACUAUCAUCUUGGGGUAGCCCCUGUCCCCCUGAGCUCCACUUUCCCCUGGGCACUAUGGACGUUAACUAAGUGACCUCUAAAUAAACUUCCUUUUCUCUCUUCCACCUGACUUUUCCACCAGAAGGGAGAUGAAUCUACCCUUUGCCUCAGCCUACCUAGACAGUGGUGCCUCAAACCCUUAACCAGAGGAAGACACAGACAGACCCAACUCCUUCAACCCCACAGAUCCUGCUAGCCCUGUGGGUGAUGAACAUCUUCUACCCCUACCUGCUUGCGGGGUGGCUGACACGAAGAUCUCCCUUACAACUGGAUCAGGCUGGAUAGAGGCAGAUGACUCAGGAAGCUCCUUACACCCUUGCCAUUUGGCCUCUGGCCCCCCCUCCAGAAUCAGUUCUGGGAUGAAUGCCCUCUUCUCCCGAAACUCCCACAGGCACCUGAGUCACCUGCAGCCUUUGGCCUCCAAACUCGCUCCUAGCUCCACAGCCCUUCCUCACCCAGCUGGCCUGUCUGGCAGACGAAAGGUAAUGGCCCCUUGUGUUGUGGAGUUGCCCUGGGUUACUGGGCAGGCACUCCUGUUUUUUGGUCUCCUCCUUCCAGUCCAGUCCUGGCUCUGGCUUAACUUGAAAGUGUUACUACACUGAGUGUGUGCUGAGUGUGGGGCGCCUGAGUCAUGAGGGAAGAGGAGAUAACAGGGGCCUAGAACCCCUGUACUGAGGGGGCAGAUGUAGAGAGGGGCUCUGGUCAGAAAGGUGUUUCCCUACCCCAAGGCUCUUGAGCCGCUGUUCAUUUCUCCCCUUCUGAACGCUGGCUCUGAAGCUGUGAGCAAAUUGCAGAGGCCUGUUUUAUGGGGAGAUCUUGAGCCUGUAGGGGUAGCUCUUCAGGAAUCAGGAUCUUCUCCCACAGGAAGAAGAACGUCAUGGCUCUAUCCUCUCCCCAUUAGCCUCAACAAGGACAAACAUUUCCGCUCCCUGUACAGAGCUGGGGUGGGGUUUGGAUGACUUCCUCAGCUCAGGGCUGUGUGCAGGGGGAGGGGAGGCCCAUCCGCCCUGCUGGUGGGAGCCGAUCUGACGCAACAGUGGUGCAACAGUGGUGACUAGACUUGGCAGUAAACCAGAGUCCAGCCUCCUGACCCCUUUUGACCCAAGGGCCCUGGAGCUUGUCCCCAGCUGGCCACACCUCUGGUGUGCCCUGGUGCCUAGAGUGCCAACCCCCUAACUGGUUGCAUUUUAGGGAUGCCAGAGGCCAUGACGCUUCUGCUUCUGUCAGAGCUGACACCUCCUCACCUGACCUUCUCCUGGGAGGAACAGGACUGCCCACCCCCCACCCCUCCAGACAAGCCAGUCUGGGCCCUGAAAACUCCAUGAGGGUGAGGAAUUUCCCUGUUGAGGGGGGUUUCCCAGGCCUGGCUGACCUGAUCCUGACCGUGUGUGCAUGUGAGGAAAGGAGUAGGAGGGGCAGGGAGUUGGACCUCUGAAUCUAAGACAGGCAGUGGCCUGGGUGCUAAGACCCUCUACUAAGCUUCUGGCCCCUCUCAGGGCUGAAGUUUUCCCUGGGCCUGUGGAAGAUGGGCGGGGCCUCCCAAGCUGGGCUCUAGUUUCCGUGGAAACCCACAGGUUUCCCACCCACUGCUGCCUGGCAGGCUCCCAGCUGGGGCCUCAUCUGCUGCCAGCCUCUCCUCCCCAGUCCAGUCUGCUCCGCCCUCAGCCUCUCUUGGCCCCUUCUCUGACUCCCCAUCCCUAAGCCCAGCCUCUGGCCUGUUCCACUAGCCUCUGAUGCCUUCUUAAGGAACCUGGGCCUCUCCUGCCCCAUCCCUAAACUUUAGCUUCUCAGCAAACAGGCUUCCCACGCUCCUGCCCCUCCCUUUCAGGCCUUUCUAGCCUCCUUACCAGCUCCCAGGCCUAGGCAGGCCUACUGCUCCUUCCCACCAGCCACCUCCCACAGACCAACAGACAACAGGCCUCCUAGGCUAUUCUGUCCUCUUACUCCCCUGCCCGCCCCACCAUGGAGACCCCAGGACUGGUUGUGCACGGGAAGGCUGCGCCCUUUUCCACGGCACUCCGAAGUCUUCUCAACAAUCCCCAGUACAGUGAUGUUUGCUUUGUGGUCGGUCAAGAACGGCAGGAGGUGUUUGCCCACCGGUGCUUGUUGGCCUGUAGAUGCAACUUCUUCCAGCGACUUCUGGGUCCGAAGCUGGGCCCUGAGAUGCCUAGCCCCGUAGUGCUCAGCACCGUGCCAGCGGAGGCCUUCCUGGCAGUGCUGGAGUUCCUGUACACCAACAGUGUCAGGCUGCACCGCCACUCUGUGCUGGAGGUGCUGACCACGGCUGUGGAAUAUGGGCUGGAGGAACUGCGAGAGCUGUGCCUGGAGUUUGUGGUGAAGGUGCUGGAUGUGGAGCUGGUUUGUGAGGCCUUGCAGGUUGCGGUAACCUUUGGCCUGGGACCGCUGCAGGAGCGUUGCAUAGCUUUCAUAGAGGCCCACAGCCAGGAGGCACUCCGGACCCGCGGCUUCCUGGAGCUGUCGGCGCCAGCGUUACUGUCCCUGCUGCGUAGCGACAAGCUCCGCGUGGACGAGGCUGAGCUCGUCCUGGCGGCCCGGAGCUGGGCGCGCGUGGGCGCGGCCGUGCUGGAGCGGCCGGUGGCCGAGGUGGCGGCCCCGGUGGUGCGGGAGCUGAGACUGGCUUUGCUGGCCCCGGCGGAGCUGAGCGCCCUGGAAGAGCAGAACCAGCGGGAGCCGCUCAUCCCGGUGGAGCAGAUCGUGGAGGCGUGGAAGUGCCACGCUCUGCGGAGAGGGGAUGCGGCCCAGGGCGCCCCGUGCCGCCGCCGGAGGGGAACCCUGCCCCGGGAGCAUCACUGCUUUCUGGACCUGCCCUUUAAGUGACCAAAAGCCGCGACUUGCAAGUAAUUCUGGGUCUGUCCCAAGCUACAGCUCCCGACGUGCCUGGCGCUCAGAGCGGACUUCCGCCCCCAGCAUGCCCUGCGAGCCGGGCGCUGGAAGGGCCACUGUCUCCCUGCUCUGCGCCCUGUGGGUGGGGCUAUGGGGAGUGGGGUGGGGGAGUGGGAGUGGGCUUAGGCGGGAGCCCAAAAGCGAUUUUCUUGACGCCUUACCCUGACUCUAUCGUGGCCCCUCGGGCCCGCCGCGUUUACUUUUAUAAUCAAUCCCUACGUUUUUUUCCAGCUCAGCUCCUUCUUUAAUUCCAGACCUACCUCCUAGAGAGCGCUAAGUGCCCCACAGACACCUCAGACUCAAUCCAACAUUGAGCUACCUCCUCAUCUUUCCCCUGUUCUGGUUCCUUCGUGUUUCUCAUCUCUGUGUCUAAGCCAGAAACCCGCAUCUCAGGCAUGCCUUGUUUUUCUUCCUCACAUCUGUCUCCCGUGGCUUCUGCCUUCUAAGGCACUGAAGGGUAGCAAAAUGUGCCAACCGAAAAUACGGAAAGAUUCUUUGAGCUAAAGAUUAUUUUAAGCUGAUUAUUCUGAGAAACAGUAGAAGCUCUGGAAACAGAGUAGAAUUUACCCUUUUGUAAGGGAAAUUUAUAUUUAAAGAGGAAAUCUCCAUCUGCGAGGGUGUCUCCUCAGGAAAAGGAUGUUCAACUCAUAGGAGGAUUUUAGUGGAGAAGGCGCCCACUGAAACCUGGUUAACAAGCCUUACCUUAUGUACUGUGCCUUUUUUCCUAGUAGCCUCUAAUAACUGUCCUCUCUACACUUUUCUUUCAUCCUUAGCUGAAUAUGGUCUUUCAGCAGGUAUUUUAGACCAUCUCAGGGAGUUACUCAUUUUCCCCUGGGUAUCUCCCAUGUACACAUGAGGUAUACAUGUUAAUAAACUUGUUUUUCUCUUGUUAA
Messenger RNA from Suricata suricatta (meerkat), 4619 nucleotides. It is a transcript of the gene BTBD19, whose product is annotated as BTB domain containing 19. The transcript has 8 exons. Gene Ontology annotation, molecular function: protein binding. The record is from RefSeq and is a predicted model, not a curated record. The coding region runs from base 2785 to 3660 and encodes 291 amino acids. Lineage: Eukaryota; Metazoa; Chordata; Mammalia; Carnivora; Herpestidae.